Tauraco erythrolophus (red-crested turaco) is the source of this 768-nucleotide messenger RNA. The record is from RefSeq and is a predicted model, not a curated record. NCBI's taxonomy places the organism in Eukaryota, Metazoa, Chordata, Aves, Musophagiformes, Musophagidae.
AUGGAGGCUGUGUCUCACAAAGGGCUCCAGGCUGGGACAAGCUGGCUCCAUGGGGACCUUGUCCUCCUAUCCACACUGGUGGCGAUGCUUCUCCUCUGCGCAAGCCCUGUGCUUGCCACUGCUGCUACCGCAGGGUUCCCUGCAGACUGCAGCCAUCUCCGCAAGACCACCCCCAGCGGGGUGUACGUCAUCCAGCCGGCCGGGUCUCCUCCACGCGUGGUGUGGUGCGACAUGGACACCGAAGGCAAAGGCUGGACUGUUGUCCAGAGAAACUCUCAUGACACUGAGAUCACAUGGAAGCAAUCCUGGACCACCUACAAGUACGGCUUCGGGAACGUGCAGGGCGAUCACUGGCUGGGUACCGAGUCCCUGCACCUGCUGACGCAGCAGGGCACCUACAAGGUCCGCUUCAUUGUGCGGAAUAAAGCCAACGUCACCCAUUACGCCGAAUAUGACAUCUUCAGGGUGGAGAGCGAGGCCAGUGGCUACCCGCUGAGGCUGGGCCGAUAUUCUGGUGAGGGGGAUGACUAUCUGACCAGCUAUCACCCCAAGAAGGGGGGCAUACACGACAACAUGAAGUUCAGCACGACUGACAAGGACCAGGACCAAUACAGCGGGAACUGUGCCAACAGCUACGGGGGGUGGUGGUACGACAGGUGCCAGAACGUCCUGCUCAAUGCUAAAAACCACAUCCUUUGGCCGGGAUUCUGCGAUAGUGGCGACUGUUCAUCCUCCCUCAUCCUGGUCAAACCCACAGACGUGUGCUGA